Molecule: messenger RNA, 183 nt
Organism: Sclerotinia sclerotiorum 1980 UF-70
Lineage: Eukaryota; Fungi; Ascomycota; Leotiomycetes; Helotiales; Sclerotiniaceae
Exons: 1
Coding region: 1-183 (60 amino acids)
Source: RefSeq, a predicted model, not a curated record
AUGCAGGAGUGCAGUGGUACUGAGUACAGUUACAGUCAAAAGCUUAUCUUCCAGGGUCAAUCGGCACUUUCACGAUAUGCUAAAGAUGCUAAGAAGCUCAGAUCAGAGAAAUCGGGAAUUUGGGGGCGCAAAGUUGUUUUGGGUUUAGUUGAGUUCAAUCAAUUGACCUCCUAUAUUGGAUGA